CCAUAGCCAUGGCGGCGUCUCUUUCACAUCUCUCUACUUUCUUUUCUCCGACCACCACCACCACCACCUCCUCCUCCACCAACCCAAUCCGCGCUCUAUUCUAUUUCAAACCCUCAAAAUCCCAAUCACAWAACUCSUUCUCAAUCCUYUGCUSCCGCCGCCCGGACUACAUCCCUAACCACAUUUCYGACCCUAARUAUGUUCGWAUCUUUGAUACCACUCUYCGAGACGGRGAACAGUCUCCAGGWGCCACCAUGACCACSAAGGAAAAGCUCGAUAUUGCCCGUCAACUUGCGAAACUGGGUGUGGACAUUAUUGAAGCAGGUUUCCCUGCUUCCUCCGAAGCUGACCUACAGGCCGUUAAGUUGAUUGCUCAGGAGGUCGGAAAUGUGGCCGCCGAAGAGGGUGGUCAUGUGCCCGUCAUUUGCGGCUUGGCGAGAUGCAAUAAGAAUGACAUUGAUAAGUCAUGGGAGGCCGUGAAGCAUGCCAAAUUCCCCAGGAUUCAUACUUUUAUAGCCACCAGUGAGAUUCAUAUGCAGUAUAAGCUCAAGAUGUCCAAAGAACAAGUGAUUGAAAAAGCUAGGAGUAUGGUCGCAUAUGCCAGAAGUUUGGGCUGUAAUGACGUUGAGUUUAGCCCUGAAGAUGCUGGGAGAUCAGAGAGAGAAUUUUUGUAUGAGAUCUUGGGUGAGGUUAUUAAAGCAGGUGCAACAACUCUUAACAUUCCUGAUACUGUUGGCUAUAACUGGCCUCGCGAGUUCGGGCAGCUCAUUGCUGAUAUAAAAGCCAACACCCCUGGCAUUGAAAACGUCAUUAUUUCUACCCACUGCCAGAAUGAUCUUGGACUUUCUACUGCCAAUACUUUAGAGGGGGCUUAUUCAGGUGCAAGACAAUUAGAAGUAACAAUAAACGGAAUUGGAGAGAGAGCUGGUAAUGCUUCUUUGGAAGAGGUGGUAAUGACUAUAAAAUGCAAAGGAGAUGUAUUGGGUGGUCUUCACACUGGCAUCAAUACAAGACACAUUGUCAUGGCUAGCAAGAUGGUGGAAGAGUACAGUGGACUGCAGGUACAGCCACACAAGGCUAUUGUUGGUGCAAAUGCUUUUGCUCAUGAAAGUGGAAUCCAUCAGGACGGAAUGCUAAAGAACAAAAGCACAUAUGAAAUCAUGUCUCCUGAAGAUAUUGGACUUCACCGAUCUAAUGAAUCUGGACUUACACUUGGAAAACUUAGUGGACGACAUGCUCUGAAAUCUAAACUUUUUGAGCUUGGUUACGACAUAGAUGGAAAGGAACUUAAUGAUCUCUUUUGGCGCUUCAAAUCCGUUGCUGAACUGAAAAAGGUUAUCACGGAUGAUGAUUUAGUAGCCUUGGUUUCAGACGAAGUUUUUCAGCCACAAGUUUUCUGGAAGUUUGGGGAUGUUCAGGUUACAUGUGGGACUCUUGGUCUUUCUACAGCAACAGUUAAACUAUUAGAUAAAGAUGGAAUAGAACACAUUGCUUGCUCCACUGGAACUGGACCAGUUGAUGCCGCUUAUAAGGCGGUGGAUCUCAUUGUUAAGGCACCUGUAAAACUGCUAGAGUAUUCAAUGUCUGCUGUAACCGCGGGCAUUGACGCUAUAGCCAGCACCCGUGUUCUAGUUAGCGGAGAAAACAACCUCGUAGCAACUCAUGCUUUUAGUGGAGAAAAAGUUGUGCGGACUUAUAGUGGAACAGGAGCAUCCAUGGAUAUUGUUAUCUCCAGUGUCAGAGCUUAUCUUGGUGCCCUAAACAAGAUGUUAGGGUUGAAGAAGCAGUCAAAAAGUUAAAACAAUUUGGUUUGGAAAUUAGCAUUUGCAAUUGCAUUGAUGGUUAUGGUUUAAUAAAUUUGAGAAAUUUUCAUUUUGUAUAUUUCCAUGUUUAUCUUUAUGUCCUCUACCCGAAUAUGUGCGUCUCUGUACAUUUUAUUCUCCUGACCUUAUUUUCGAGUAAAUCAUAUUAAAUAAUUUUUUGGUUU
Molecule: messenger RNA, 1987 nt
Organism: Cynara cardunculus var. scolymus (artichoke)
Lineage: Eukaryota; Viridiplantae; Streptophyta; Magnoliopsida; Asterales; Asteraceae
Product: 2-isopropylmalate synthase A-like
Exons: 12
Coding region: 9-1799 (596 amino acids)
Biological process (GO): L-leucine biosynthetic process
Cellular component (GO): chloroplast
Molecular function (GO): 2-isopropylmalate synthase activity
Source: RefSeq, a predicted model, not a curated record